This is a messenger RNA of Megachile rotundata (alfalfa leafcutting bee), 2663 nucleotides long. Its product is annotated as TBC1 domain family member 20. Gene Ontology annotation, biological process: endoplasmic reticulum to Golgi vesicle-mediated transport; positive regulation of GTPase activity. Gene Ontology annotation, cellular component: endoplasmic reticulum membrane. The record is from RefSeq and is a predicted model, not a curated record. Lineage: Eukaryota; Metazoa; Arthropoda; Insecta; Hymenoptera; Megachilidae. Gene Ontology annotation, molecular function: GTPase activator activity.
UGUUGAAUGUUUUCUUUAGAAGUAAAAAUCAAUAAUAUCGCAUUAGUAAAUAUCUAUUUUGGAAAAUGAUUUGACCACUAAUCAUUUCCCAGUUUUGCGAAUGUGUUGAGAAUUAGUGCAAAACAGCGCGAAAGUGAGGGAAAUAUAUAUGUAUUAUAUAUAUUAGGCCACGUCAGUGACUCUGCUAGCUAGACUGUCGGCAGUCACAUUAACAUUUGUUCAAUUCCGAUUGAUAAGUAGGUUCUUGUGAGUGUGCAACAGUGAUCGAUGCGUGUCAUUUGUGACAGUUUGUCAUUUUGUCAAAAGUUUCAGAAGCUCUUUAUAAAUUUUUCGUAUUAUGAAACAUUUCAAGAAAAUUUUGGUAUGAAUUCAUUAUAUCAAAUAAGAUGGAACCCGAAGAAGACGAAAUAUCUCUGGAUUCUAAUAUCUCAAGAAAGGCCAUGGAAAUGUCAGUUCCUACGGAAGAGCAUAACCUGAAAGUUAGGAGAAGAAAUGUGACUGAGGCAGUAAAUCUUUUAUCGGAAGAAGACAAAACUUCGAAUUUCGAACAUAACGUUCCUCUUGUAAGAAUAUCUGAUUCUACGAAGGCAUGGUACGAUAAUAUUAUACCACAAAUACCUGAUAUCGCGGACUGUAAUUUAUCAGGUAAACAAAACGGAGUGUUAAAUCGUGAUGACGAUAGCAAUUUAUUAGAACAUGAUUUUGGUGAUACAGAGACAUUGACAAAUAGGGAUCGGAUGAAGAUAAGCGUUAUUCGAGGAAGUGUUGCUAAUCCGAACUUGACAUUAGGAGAACUCAAAUUAUUGGGUUGCAGCAGUGAGGGUUUUGUUCAUGAUGAUAUACGAAGGGUUUUAUGGCCAAAACUAUUAAGGCUUUCGGAAGAGAGUAAACUUUCUGUGGAUGAAUUAGAAACUAUACAUGAUCAUAUACCAAAUGAAGUAUAUCAACAAAUAUUAAAGGAUGUAGCACGUAGUAGAAGUCACAUUUCUGAAAAUGCAACACAAGAUGAAAUAGAUCAUUUUCAUGAACAAUUAACACAAAUAAUGUGUUGGGUUCUUCAUAAACAUUCUAUGUUAAAUUAUUACCAGGGAUAUAAUGAUAUAGCAGCAACUGUUUUACUUGUCAUGGGCUUAGAAAAAGGCUUAAAUGUACUUGAAAGUAUUUCAUUGGAGUUCCUCGAAAGAUUUAUGGAGAAAACAAUGGAAAAAGUAAAUCAAGAAUUAUUUUACAUAUUUGCGCUUUUAGAGAGAGUGCAUCCUACUUUGUUAGAACACUUGGAAAACGUAGAAUUAUUUCCGCAUUUUGCAUUGGCUGAAUAUACAACAUGGUAUGCGCACAAAUAUGCAGAAAAUAGAAAAUUGUUACAUAGAUUAUUUGAUUAUUUUCUUGGUAGUCCUCCAUUAAUGCCACUUUACCUAAGUACUGUGAUUGUAGCAUAUAGAGCAACAGAAAUUUUUAAUACUACACCUGAUAUGGGUCAUACGCAUAAAGUUUUGUGUACUUUACCAGAUGAUUUGCCUUUUGAAACGCUUCUAGUCGAAGCGAAAGUUCUAUACCGUCAAUAUCCUCCCGAAUCUAUAAGUAACGAUGUUAUAGAAUACGAUCGAAAAAGGAAACGAAAAGAACAAGAAUGGAAAGCGAAGGCGGAAGCAAGUCGUCAAGAGAGAGAAAGGCAGCGUCAACUUCGAAUUGUACGAUCAACUCCGAGAAUACCGUAUCGCAUUAGAAGUUAUAAAACGAUCACGGUAGUAACGAUUUUGGCCUUAGGAUUGUAUGCUUUUUUAAGAUCUUCAUCUGGUCUUAACUGACAUUAAAUGAACUUAUUUAAAAAAUAGAUUCAUCCGUGUGUCCUUCAAACAGAUGUUUAUUUUAUUCAUAUGCUAUUAUCGUAAUAAUCGAAAUUGUUGGACACACGAGUAAAAUAAAAGGGUGUAACGUCGCAAAAUGUAAGCAUGUGAUCAAAUAUUGUUGAAAAUUUUAUUGAAUAAUGACUGAAUGAAUCUGUUUUUGAAUGUAUAACAAGGAGUAUUUUGAGCAUUCCUGUGCUGCCUUUAUGCUGUGUUCUUUAAAGACCAACAUCAAGCUUCUGUGCACAUAUGUUUACAGUGUUUGGAAUGCAAACAAAAAUUUAUGGAAGAGUGAAAAAUGUAUACAUUUAUGAAAAACGAUAUUUCCGCAGUAUGCAUAUUUUGAAAUACGAAAAAAAAAUUAAAGUAUGAUAAAUUAUUGCAUAAGCUUAGGUCAGACAUGGGUAGUAAAUAAUAAAUUCAGUGAGAGCGGUGUUUGAUGCACCCGAGUUUGACGACCAGCGUAAAUAGAUGUUAGAAGUGAAACUACUUUUCACUUUUCAGUUUUUUGAAAGCACAUAGUCCUAUUUUAUUAUGCUUUAUGCCUUUCGUAUUCUGUUGUUUAUUUUUCGUACUUCACAUCGUCGUAUCAUGAACAUCCCCUUUGGAACGUCCGUCUCUUCAAUGCUUCCUCUUUCUUGCGACCUACAAAAUGGUACUAAUAGAAUAAAUUAUAGCAUUCAACAAAUCCGACAUCAAUAAACUUAAAGAGAAUAUCCGUGCCCAUGUCUCACUUAAAUGAUAUGUUUAUUCCAAUUUGCAAAAAAAAAAUAACUCGCAACAAUGGAAUAGAGACCAUUAAUAAAAAAAAUAUAA